Molecule: messenger RNA, 1782 nt
Organism: Linnemannia hyalina
Lineage: Eukaryota; Fungi; Mortierellomycota; Mortierellomycetes; Mortierellales; Mortierellaceae
Source: the annotation of a GenBank genome assembly
AUGUCAUCACCGGCCGCUAGAGGGGUAACGACCCCAUCAGGCCAGACAUCGUCCUUCCCCUCAUCCUCGACUCAACCCUCCGACGGAACCACCGUCAACACACAGGCAUUGUCUUCCAGGGCUGGUGCUGACUCCCGCGCCUCUACUCGUGGUCAGCAGGAUACGCCCAUCGUCGUUGCUGCUACUGCAGGAGGCGGUGAUAAUGGACAAGGCGACGACGAAGGCGGCGAGGACCAACCAUGUCAGGCUUGCGGUGUCUUCCCUGCCAGAUUCCAAUGUUCGGCCUGUCAGAGUGUUCGAUAUUGUUCUCAGGAAUGUCAGGCGUCCGACUGGAAGAUUCACUAUCGAGAGUGCGCAGAGAUUGUGGCUGCACAGAAGGAAGAACAGACCGAGUCCCAACAGGAUCCUGGCAGACCCCGAUCUGGCGCGAAUGGUGCAAGGGAAACGGGUGUGCCUGGCGACAGAUACUCAAAUGAUAUGGAGAUGACAAGUAGGGCUGCCGCAAGUCCCUCGCGCUCAGGCGUUGCAGGCGAACCACUGGGCGGCGAAGGAGACAAUAUCAGGGCGACAGCGAAUCGACCUCGAAGACGUCCACGGGAACCACGGAGGAGACCUCGGUUGACACCAGAACAAAGAGCAGCAUAUGAAGAGGCAGAGAGGAUCGCCGACAUGAAGUUCUAUAUGCUUCAGAUCUACAAAAUCAUCAAGCCCGUUGUUGUCUGCAUCUGUCUCAGUAUCCUCUGGGUCAAAAUCUCCAUGGCUGGAAGCGAUUACAGGCCUACACAAUCGUCCUACACUGUCUACAAGGAAUCACCCAACUCAUCGGCGUCUCAAAACUUUCUGGGCUCGUUGGCGAACGCAGGAAUCAUCAUUGGACAAAUUGUCAUUGUCACCAUCAUCAUCGUCGUCUUGUUCAAACGGGGACACAUCAAGGUCUUGAUCGGUUUCUUCAUGGUGGUGGUUGCCAUGCUAUUAGGAUUCAUGGGAUACAUCUUGAUCCUUAACUUGAUUCAAGUCCUCAGGAUUCCCCUCGACUAUCUGACAAUGGCGUUUGCACUAUGGAACUUUUCGGUCACUGGUCUGAUAUCGGUCUUCUGGAAAGGUCCUAUGUGGGUGCAACAGAUGUACUUGACCGUCAUGAACCUGAUUGCGGUGCUGUGCCCUUUUGGUCCACUUAAAAUUCUGGUGGAGAGCUCUAGGAAUCAGAAUCAGGAGGUUCCUGCAUUGUUGUACACCGUCAACGCAGUGUGGUUCAUGGCUUCGCCUCCUGAUGCUAUCCUGAAUCGGGAAACCUUGAAUUCCAAAGAAAGUUCAGAAUCGGAGGAUCUUACUUUGAAUAAUGACGCUAGUCCCAGGACUAACUUUCACGGCGGACACUCUCGUGCAACUGGCAGGGACGGUGGCGCCAGCAUCAGCAGCAGUCGUAACAGCGGUCUGGAUGCGUCAUUCAGUGCACACGGAGGCAUGUCUCGGACAUCAUCGACGAUGGCGCUGGUGCCAGGACCCAAUGGUGAAACUGGAGAUCGGGACGCCAUUGAGCUGAGGGAGCGUGCUAGAUCAGGCGAUUCUGGAAGCUCACCCCGCGGCCGUGGCGAGGGCAGUCCUUUGGCUGGCCGGGUUGCAAAUUCUGCAUCUGGAAGGCAGGAACCAAACCGUGACCCUAGGAGAGAUUCGCGGGAGACUGAUGAUGAUGAAGAAGAACAUCGCGAAACCUCGGGCGACGAUGACGAUGACGAUGGUAAGGUGUUGCUUUGUUGUGAAUGCCUUUUAUUUCUCUCGUAG